AUGCUUCCAGAACCAACACUCACACUAACCCUCCCCAGCAUCAGCGACGGGUUGACUCUCGACUGUCGCAUCUAUCAUCCUUUCUCGCUCUCCGCAAGCUCAAAAGCGCCGGCAUGGCUGAAGCACGCCGCUGUCGUGGCUCAUCCGUAUGCCCCCAUGGGAGGGUGCUAUGAUGAUCCCGUGGUGGGAGCUGUGGCUGCGCAGUUGUUGCGGAAGGGGUUUCUGGUAGGGACUUUUAAUUUCCGAGGCGCACACGGCUCUGCGGGACGUACUUCGUGGACUGCGAAACCCGAACGAGAAGAUUAUGCGACUGUCACUGCGUUUGUUCUACAUUAUGUGCACUACCUCGAUCCUUUUCGACCGCACUGGGGUAGUGUUCUACAAACCGAGCCUUCGACGCCGACGAAUCUGGAAACGCCUAUUAGUUUAGAUGCAGCUAUCACCUCAGCGCCUCGAAUACGGCCUGUCCUUUUGAUGGCCGGCUACUCAUACGGCGCCAUGAUAGUUACACAUAUACCUCCCCUCGACGCCAUAUUGCAGCCGUUUAUAUCUCCCAUUGCUGGCUCGGAUGCUGCAGAGGUUCGUCUUCGAGCUGAGCAUCUUGCUGAGCAACAGAACAUCAUUCUAGCGAGCGCUCGCUCUGCGAUGAUGGAAGGAUCGUUGAGAGGGAGGAGUAAGCGAAGUGUCAGAAUUGGUGGUGAUGAGGGGGGUAGUCCACGGCGUAGCCAAUCUAGUGCGAGAAGGAGCUUUUCACUUGAUGACGAGAGAUUUCGACGAGGCGUCCAUGAUUUCAUCGCUAAGGCGAAAGUGGGAAGACAUUCAAGGAACGUGUCGCAAAACAUGCCAACGAGUGUCGUUCAGCCUGAGCCUGGAGAGCAUCUACCCAGAAUGACGGAUCUCACCAUGCCGAGGCCUGCUUAUCUCACGAUCUCGCCACCCCAAGGAAUCUUCACCCACCUAUUGACCCUGUCCCCUUUGCCUUCGGCGCUGGUAAAGAACAAAGAUCCGCACGGUGUGGCAGCAGAAGAGAAGUUGGUUCGAAACCAUUCGCUUGUCGUAUUUGGAGACGAAGAUGGGUUUUCGUCAGUGGGAAAAUUCAGGCAUUGGAUAGCAAGAAUGGAGGGGAAACCAGGAUCGUUGUUUAAAGGGAAGGAGAUUGAGACAGCGGGACAUUUUUGGACUGAGGAGGGUGUUUUGGAUCAGUUGAGGGAGGCGGUUGAGGGAUUUGCUGAUGAGCUGCUUAUGGGGUAG
Molecule: messenger RNA, 1251 nt
Organism: Fusarium sp. VM40
Lineage: Eukaryota; Fungi; Ascomycota; Sordariomycetes; Hypocreales; Nectriaceae
Source: the annotation of a GenBank genome assembly